CCUGGUGUGAGGAGCUCGGCCGCCUGCUGCUGCUCCGACAUCAGAAGAGCCGCCAGAACGACCCCCCUGGGAAACUCCCCAUGCAGCCCCCCCUCAACUCCAUGAGCUCCAUGAAACCCACUCUGUCGCACAGUGAUGGGUCGUUCCCCUAUGACUCUGUCCCUUGGCAGCAGAACACCAACCAGCCUCCCGGCUCCCUCUCCGUGGUCACCACGGUUUGGGGAGUGACCAACACAUCCCAGAGCCAGGUAAGAGACUAUGCCACCCCCAGCUCCUUUCAGACAGGAGCAUCCCUCAACCCUUGGAGCCCUCAGGUCACCAUGACACAUCAGCCCUCCUUGCCAGGAUCUUCCCAGCUGGGAAGACCAGUUUUCAGGGCACACCUGAUUGCCACAGGGGCCCUUGGCCAGUAUCCUGCUGCCUCCAGAGCUAGCAAGUUGGGCUUCUCUUGGCCCUCCCAAAGCAGCAGCCCAGGGCCUGUGGGUGGCCCACCCUCAGGGCAUCCAGGCCCCUUUGUGGGGCAGGAGGUCGAGCAGUCCUGUCCUCGGGAACCCUAUGGCCAAUGCCAGCAACCCCAUGAACCCAGGCGGCAACCCCAUGGCCUCGGGCAUGACCACCAGCAACCCCGGCCUCAGCUCCCCGCAGUUCGCUGGGCAGCAGCAGCAGUUCUCGGCCAAGGCCGGCCCCGCUCAGCCCUACAUCCAGCAGAAUAUGUACGGCCGGCCCAACUACCCCGGCAGCGGGGGCUUCGGGGCCAGCCGGCAGCCGCUGCCGCAGCAGCUGCAGUGGCGGCAGCAGCAGCCACGGCCACAGCCACGGCCACAGCCACUGUGGCAGCCUUGCAGGAGACGCAGAACAAGGAUAUAAACCAGUAUGGACCGGUCUGUUCCUCUUUCCAGAUGGGUCCCACCCAGGCGUAUAACAGCCAAUUCAUGAACCAGCCCGGGCCACGGGGGCCUGCCUCCAUGGGGGCCGGCAUGAACCCCGCAAGCAUGGCGGCUGGCAUGACGCCCUCGGGGAUGAGUGGCCCGCCCAUGGGCAUGAGCCAGCCCCGGCCGCCCGGCAUCAGCCCCUUCGGCACACACGGGCAGCGGAUGCCCCAGCAGACCUACCCGGGCCCCCGGCCCCAGUCCCUUCCCAUUCAGAGCAUAAAGAGGCCCUACCCUGGAGAGCCCAACUAUGGAAACCAGCAAUAUGGACCAAACAGCCAGUUCCCCACCCAGCCAGGCCAGUACCCCACCCCCAAUCCCCCGAGGCCGCUCACCUCUCCCAACUACCCCGGGCAAAGGAUGCCAAGCCAGCCGAGCACCGGGCAGUACCCACCACCCACGGUCAACAUGGGGCAGUAUUACAAGGUGAGACACACCCUCGGGUCUGACCUAGAGCUGCAGUUCAAGUGCUACCACCAUGAGGACAGGCAGAUGAACACGAACUGGCCGGCCUCGGUGCAGGUCAGCGUGAACGCCACGCCCCUCACCAUCGAGCGCGGCGACAACAAGACCUCGCACAAGCCCCUGCACCUGAAGCACGUGUGCCAGCCGGGCCGCAACACCAUCCAGAUCACCGUCACAGCCUGCUGCUGCUCCCACCUCUUCGUGCUGCAACUGGUGCACCGGCCGUCCGUCCGCUCCGUGCUGCAAGGCCUCCUCAAGAAGCGCCUCCUGCCCGCAGAGCACUGUAUCACGAAAAUCAAGCGGAACUUCAGCAGUGUGGCUGCCUCAUCAGGCAACACAACCCUCAAUGGGGAGGACGGCGUGGAGCAGACGGCUAUCAAGGUGUCUCUGAAGUGCCCCAUCACAUUCCGGCGCAUCCAGCUCCCUGCCCGAGGCCACGAUUGCAAACACGUCCAGUGCUUUGACCUGGAGUCAUACCUGCAGCUGAAUUGUGAGAGAGGGACCUGGAGGUGUCCUGUGUGCAAUAAAACCGCUCUGCUGGAGGGCCUGGAGGUGGAUCAGUACAUGUGGGGGAUCCUGAAUGCCAUCCAACACUCCGAGUUUGAAGAGGUCACCAUCGACCCCACGUGCAGCUGGCGGCCAGUGCCCAUCAAGUCGGACCUACACAUUAAGGAUGACCCCGACGGCAUCCCCUCCAAGCGUUUCAAGACCAUGAGUCCCAGCCAGAUGAUCAUGCCCAAUGUCAUGGAGAUGAUCGCAGCCCUGGGCCCCGGCCCAUCCCCCUACCCGCUCCCACCUCCACCUGGGGGCACCAACUCCAGCGACUACAGCAGCCAAGGCAACAACUACCAGGGCCAUGGCAACUUUGACUUCCCCCACGGAAACCCAGGUGGGACGUCCAUGAACGACUUCAUGCAUGGGCCCCCCCAGCUCUCCCACCCCCCAGACAUGCCCAACAACAUGGCCGCCCUUGAGAAGCCCCUCAGUCACCCCAUGCAGGAAACU
Galeopterus variegatus (Sunda flying lemur) is the source of this 2399-nucleotide messenger RNA. It is a transcript of the gene ZMIZ1, whose product is annotated as zinc finger, MIZ-type containing 1. The annotation marks the transcript as partial. The transcript has 14 exons. Gene Ontology annotation, biological process: regulation of transcription by RNA polymerase II; protein sumoylation. Gene Ontology annotation, molecular function: SUMO ligase activity; zinc ion binding. The record is from RefSeq and is a predicted model, not a curated record. NCBI's taxonomy places the organism in Eukaryota, Metazoa, Chordata, Mammalia, Dermoptera, Cynocephalidae.